AUGUCUGACGCUUUGGUUUCUUACGCUGCUCUCAUCUUGGCUGAUGCUGAGUUGGAGAUCUCUUCUGCCAACCUGCAAUCUUUGAUCACCGCUGCUGGUGCUUCCGUUGACAACAUCUGGACUGAGGUGUUCGCCAAGGCUCUCGAGGGACAAAAUUUGAAGGAGAAGCUCUUUGCUAUGGCUGCUGCCGCUCCUGCUGCUGCUCCUGCUGCCGCCGGUGCUGCUGCUGCUGGCUCUGAGGCUGCUGCUGCUGAGGAGAAGGAGGAAGAGGCUGAGGAGGAAGAGGAUGACGACAUGGGCUUCGGUUUGUUUGACUAA
Ogataea angusta is the source of this 318-nucleotide messenger RNA. RefSeq lists its product as uncharacterized. The record is from RefSeq and is a predicted model, not a curated record. The transcript has a single exon. Gene Ontology annotation, biological process: cytoplasmic translation; translational elongation. NCBI's taxonomy places the organism in Eukaryota, Fungi, Ascomycota, Pichiomycetes, Pichiales, Pichiaceae. Gene Ontology annotation, molecular function: protein kinase activator activity; ribonucleoprotein complex binding; structural constituent of ribosome. Gene Ontology annotation, cellular component: cytosolic large ribosomal subunit; ribosome. The coding region runs from base 1 to 318 and encodes 105 amino acids.